Molecule: messenger RNA, 2224 nt
Organism: Closterium sp. NIES-67
Lineage: Eukaryota; Viridiplantae; Streptophyta; Zygnematophyceae; Desmidiales; Closteriaceae
Source: the annotation of a GenBank genome assembly
AUCAGGCAGUUACGGCUGAGUCAUUCGCUAGUUGUUGGGUGCUCCACAACAGAGGUCAAGGGGGCAUCGGCGUUUAUCUAAGUCAGGGGACUGGACAGUUGAUAUCGCUAAAAAUCUUCUCAACCGCUCCAGUGCUAUAUUCCAACGCAAAGAAACUCACUAAACCGUAACUGAACGUUCCUUCGACCUGCCCUCAGUGUUUCGCUCCCAACCCGAGUUUCCUUCGUCCUGAGUGACUCAGCAGGAGGUUCGUUUCACCGCGCGUGGAUAUGUCAUUCUAGGAGAUAGGGGGUUUGUAGCAACUUAAGUCCGUGGCGAUCUUGAGAGGAUUUUUGUAGGUUUUGGACCUCCGCCUUACAGCAUAGGCUGUAGCGUGUCUGUAGCUGCACUGGCCUUGAGGCCAAUGAGCGCGGGAAAGGUUGCGGAAAGAGGGGGGGUAAUGGGGCGCCGGGUGACGUGGCAUGGUCUCGGCCUCCUAGCAAGCAGCGCGCGACGAAUCUAGCUUUGCGAAGGGCGUUGAGCGAAAGGAAAGUCUUGUUACAAAUCGCAGCUUGUGCCGCAAGCCAGCUCUGUUGCGGUGCGGAGUCCGUCCAUAGCAGACCUGACAGACUUGCAAAUACUUCACUGAAUGAGUCAGCAAGUCUCAGAGCGCUUCUGCACUGCAAGCGCUUCUGCGAGCGCUUCCGUGCGCCUCAGUCCUUGUUGUGACGCCAUCCAAUUGCCGUCGAAGCUCACGCGCGUGGCUGCUGUAUCCACCAUUUUCCACUGCAACGCGAUAUUCCAGCCAAUCACUGCUUCAUCGGUUUAUGCAUAACCUCGGCUGUCGUCAUCCUCCUCACUGACGCAGCAAGAGGGUGCGCAGGACGAUAGUGCGCGCAAGACGGUGCGCGCAAGACGGUGCGCGCAAGAGAGUGCGCAGGUCACGCGGAAGCGAAGUACACUACCACUCUGUAUCGUAGUAACAGAUACGCACAACACACAGAACCUCUUCCUGGCCAUAGUUUGACUACCUGCGACGUCACGGGAUCGCGAUGCUCAACGCGAGGCUCCGUGCGGUGCUCGUCAGCGCCGAGAAGCUCCAGCCGACGAUUUCGCAUAUCGGCGGUGCAGCUCGGUUAAUACGAAAACAGUUGGUAGGAUCAUCGGUGCAGUCUGGUGCAGCGAGUUGAUAGCGCCGAAGUGGAUGGCGCCGAACUACUCCGGGCCCCUGAGAGCUUUUCUUCUGAAGGCUCCCCAAGCCAAUAGAACUCACCACAAUCGCACUACUCUGAGGUAUUCUGUACGUCAGUCCAAACUCCGUCGCUGGGAACCUAAGGAAAGCCUCACCCGAGCCUGUCACCCGAGCCUGUCACCCUAGUCUCACCCGAGCUUGUACAAUCCCGUAGUUCGCCAUGGCUACUGAAUUUUCUCAGCGCGCGGGGCCGACGGAGCCGUACGUGGUGAUGGGAAUCGAGUACUGCGUGCCGCAUGAGACGGUGCUUGUAUUGAAGGAGAACAUUUUUUCUUUGCAUGGGAGGGCGGAGAUUCGCGACACCGAGGGCCAGCUGUUCUUCAUGUCAGAAAAUAAGUAUGUUAAUGAGGAUACGUACGUUAAUGAUGGUGUCUUUACACUCGCGAAAGACGGUGUACAACGCCAAGGAUCAGCCCGUGUUCACGCAGUCGAGCUCGCUCCUUAGUCUUCAUGACACCACCUUCCUAACUGCGGGUGAAAGCACGGACCUUAACGACGCGCUGGUGACUGCAAAAAAGGAGUUACUCUCCUUCGCCGAAGCUCUUAAUGUUUUCCUGAAGGGGAACGUGUCUCGUAAUCCAGACAUCAUUGUCGAAGGCAAAUUUUUCUAUCACGAUUACACUAUCACCACAUCCAGUGGGCUUCUUUUGGCAGAAGCGACGCUUAAUUUGGCACGUACACAGGUUAUGAACGCCCAAGAAUAUGGUGUGCGCAUCAAGCCCAAUGUAGAUAUGGCUCUCAUCAUUGGGCUUGUUGGCAUGGUUCACACCAUCUUUUUCAAAACCAAGGACAAGAACACUAUAAGGUUAAGACUCUGAGAUGGUUUCAAUUACGGUAGUUGCGAUGAUGUCUAAGUUUGUAUUGGGUCCCCAUAGGAUCUUUUGGGAAGGCAAGUCUGCGGAAGUCUUUGUUGGUGGAGGCAUUUGUUAAAUUAUAUAUGUUAGUAUAUAAUUGUAGGCUUGGUAGUCGUUGUUAAGAACUGAGUGAAUUAGU